GCCGGGUGGGGUUAAAUAGCGGAUGUGUGUCGCAGACCGGCAGAUUAGCUCGGCUCAAGGCGUUCUGCAUACGUUGUGAAUAAGACCGGUUACCGAACGAAAGAGGCUCCUGCUCAAAUAAACUUUGUACUUUCUUCUCGGAAUCUGAGCGGCUCUUUACUCUCUAAGGAAUGCCCAGAGAGCUGACCCAGAACAGGAUCCAAAAGAUCUGGAUUCCCACCAAGGAUGACAAGCCGGUAUCCCGCAGAGCAGCUGGCGCCCCCCACUUUGCCAACCCUCCCACAGUCAUCGUGAUGGUGGGUCUUCCAGCUCGAGGCAAGACAUACAUGUCCAAGAAACUCACCCGAUACCUCAACUGGAUCGGCAUGCCCACCAAAGUCUUUAACGUUGGAGAGUACCGCAGGGAGGCGGUCAAAAACUACAGCUCCUAUGACUUCUUCAAGCCUGAUAACGAGUGUGCCGUGAAAAUCAGGCAGCAAUGUGCCUUAGCAGCUUUGAGGGAUGUCAAGUCCUAUCUGAAGGAUGAAGGAGGCCAAGUAGCGGUCUUCGAUGCCACAAACACAACAAGAGAGAGGCGAGAGAUGAUCCUCAAAUUUGGCAAUGAGAAUGGCUUCAAGAUCUUUUUCAUCGAGUCCGUGUGCGACGACCCCAGUGUCAUUGCGUCGAACAUCAUGGAAGUGAAGGUGUCGUGUCCAGAUUACCGGGACUGUAACAAGACUGAUGCCAUGCUGGAUUUCCAGAAGAGAAUUGAGUGCUACAAAACCAGCUACGAACCUCUGGAUCCUGAUCAGCAUGACAGGGACCUCUCCUUCAUCAAGGUGAUAGAUGUGGGUCGGCGUUACCUUGUGAACCGCAUCCAGGAUCACAUCCAGAGCAAAAUUGUGUACUACCUGAUGAACAUCCAUGUCCAGCCUCGAACCAUCUACCUGUGUCGGCAUGGGGAGACCACAGACAACCUGGAGGGACGGCUGGGCGGCGAUGCAGGCCUCUCGCCGCGAGGCCGGCAGUUUUCGACUGCCCUGGCUCGUUUCGUGGAGGAGCAGCAGCUGAAGGAUCUGAAGGUUUGGACCAGCCAGCUGUGUUCCAGCAUCCAAACAGCUGAGCACCUGGGAGUCCCCUACGAACAGUGGAAGGCUCUCAACGAGAUAGACACUGGAGUGUGUGAAGAGAUGACGUAUGAUGAGGUGAAGGAGAAAUUCCCGGAGGAGUUUGCGUUGAGGGAUGAAGAUAAAUUCUACUAUCGCUACCCUGCUGGAGAGUCCUACCAGGACCUGGUCCAGCGGGUGGAGCCAGUCAUCAUGGAGCUGGAGAGGCAGGAGAAUGUCCUCGUUGUCUGCCACCAAGCUGUCAUGCGCUGCCUGCUGGCCUUCUUCCUGGACAAGAGUGCAGAUGAGAUGCCCUACCUGAAGUGUCCCCUCCACACCGUGCUGAAGCUCACCCCAGUCGCCUAUGGGUGCAAAGUGGAAUCCAUCUAUCUAAAUGUGGAGGCAGUGAACACCCACAGAGAUAGGCCAGAGGAGGUGAAGAGGGGUCCUGGCACAUUGAUCAGGAGGAACAGUGUGACUCCUCUGACCAGCCCCGAGUCAAAUAUCAAGAAACCCCGCAUUGAUGACCUAGACGAGGCUCCCAUCCAAGAGCUGCCUCCUUCGGUUGCCUCUCUUGCACUAUGCAGUCCCUCACACCUCCCUCUCUCACUGGCAGGACAGAACCUGAGGAGAAACUCAUCUGGCCGCCAUGAUGUCCUGCAGCCCUGCCAGUGAAACUGCACCAAAGCGUCACAGGGAUCGCUGACUGAAACAGCAAGGAAAAUAAUUUUUCAAAAAAAAACAACAUUUAUCAGUCUGUCAGAUGUGAAGGAUCAAUUCUGUAAAUGUUGUAUCUUUUUGUCAGCUGAGGACCCAAGUUAUUGUACUUUUAUUGUUCAAAAAGGACUGAAGUUAUUUAUUUGUUGUCCUAUCAGAUAUUUAUUUUCAAAGGUAUGUCAUUUCAAAUUAAGACUCCUGUUUUUGCUACUGUUAGACAUUUUCUUUCUCGGACUGAUUUAUCUUUGUUUUCUGAGAAUAACAUUGUGUAAUUUAUUCAGACUGAAGGAGGCAAACUAUGACUCAUUUAAAUCAACAGUCGUUCCUGUUACAUCUCACAGCUCAGAUGGAUGGGAAACCAGGUUCAUCUGGUCCAUUGUGUUUUUUGCGACCAGCCCUCAUGCCUCGAUAAAACUUACAACUCAUCCUUCUUUUCAACUCAUGGUUGCACUGUUAAUUUAAAAAAAAAAGGAUGUAGUAUUAAGUUUACAUUGUAAACUCUUUGGCACUUCUUUGGAAGCACGCUAAACAAUAAGCACUUAUUUUGCACAGUGGGAAUACAUUUUUACUUUUGUUUGUUUUUUGUGUCACUAUGUAUUUUCCAUGUCACGUUACUUCACAGUAAUGGAGGUGAUUUUUGCCGUAGAGUGCCUGUAGUGCUUGUUUUGCAAGCCUGACGCCGCUUCUCUUGCUAUUUCUCUGGAGCUGAUUGCUGGAGGAGAGGCACCACAUUUCACAUAAUAAGUCCACAUAUCAUUUCAAUUUUACUUUUUACAGUUUGAAUAUUUAUUUUUCAUUGUGUUUAGUUUUGUUAAUACAGUGUCUGCUGUUCAUUCAAUAGUGGUCUCUAAACUGAUCGGAAACAUAAUUUUCCUUGACUUCCUUUUUGCUGUCGUUGUCUGCUACGCACAAAUGUAAGCACCUAUAUUUUUAUGAUAACAAUGCGUGCUGUUAAUAAUAUCUUUGUAAAUGAUAGUGUAUAUACAGUAUAACUGGAUAUCUAUGGGAGAUGACUUGGGAGUCUUUUAAUGAAAAUGUGUGUGUAAGUGUUUUUGUACUGAUGUGUUUGGACCGAAUGGAAAGCAUGAACUGUUGGGAAAGAGGCUGCCACUUACCUCUCUCAGUAAAAUUUUUGUUAACAUGUUUGAUUGAGAUACUUGAAAUAUGUUUUUUGUAAAAAAAAAAAAAAAAAAAAAAGAAAAGAAAAAAGGUUUUAUUAUAUCCUUUAUUUAUUUUUAUGUAGUUUUGGGUGACUGCUUGGUGGAAAGGCACUUUGUUUUAAUCAGAGGACUGUGCAUGAGAGGACAGUAUGUUGUAUAGUUGAUUUUGCAUCUGCUGGACCAAUAAAUUAACUCCAGGAAAAUA
This is a messenger RNA of Scatophagus argus, 3167 nucleotides long. RefSeq names its product 6-phosphofructo-2-kinase/fructose-2,6-biphosphatase 3 (gene pfkfb3). Bases 171 to 1760 code for a protein of 529 amino acids. Gene Ontology annotation, cellular component: cytosol. The transcript has 14 exons. The record is from RefSeq and is a predicted model, not a curated record. Gene Ontology annotation, biological process: fructose 2,6-bisphosphate metabolic process; fructose metabolic process. Lineage: Eukaryota; Metazoa; Chordata; Actinopteri; Scatophagidae. Gene Ontology annotation, molecular function: 6-phosphofructo-2-kinase activity; fructose-2,6-bisphosphate 2-phosphatase activity; ATP binding.